Molecule: messenger RNA, 1730 nt
Organism: Lethenteron reissneri (Far Eastern brook lamprey)
Lineage: Eukaryota; Metazoa; Chordata; Hyperoartia; Petromyzontiformes; Petromyzontidae
Product: lysophosphatidic acid receptor 6-like
Biological process (GO): positive regulation of Rho protein signal transduction; phospholipase C-activating G protein-coupled receptor signaling pathway
Cellular component (GO): plasma membrane
Molecular function (GO): G protein-coupled receptor activity
Source: RefSeq, a predicted model, not a curated record
CGGCACGGCAGUGGCGAUACAUUUUUUUACACACUCCACCAGGUACUCAUUUGAGGCUAAGUGGACCUAGGGGAGACCCAGGAACGGUUCAGAUAAUUGUCACUGGUGUUUGGCCCGUGAGCGGGAAUCGAACUCGGGUCGCCGGGUUCGCAGCGCAGCGCUAACCGCAACACUGCCGCUCCCCACACGGCCCCCACACAUACUCACCACACACUCACACACACUCACCACGCACACUCACCACACACACUCACCACACACGACUGCACACCGGGGCAGGUGACCACACCCAACAAGACUUCACCGACUCGGGAAGGGCCCCAGCGAGAGAUCCAUCGUGAGCGGCCAACGGGCAGGGAUUCGUGUGCCGAAGCGGAGUGGAGCGCGAGGAAGCCCGAGGCGAGCCCGCGAUGCAGGCGAACGCGAGCGGCGUCCCCGGGAACGUCACGGAGGGCUGCGCGUGCGACUUCCGGGGACUCAAGCGGACGCUCUUCGUGUCCACGUACAGCGUGGUGUUCAUCGUGGGCCUGGCCCUCAACGGAGUCGCCCUCUGGGGAUUCUUCCACCUGCAGAGUCGCAAUUUGGGGACGGUCAUCUUCAUGAUCAACCUGGCUUUCACCGACAUGUUCCUGGUGUUCACGCUCCCGUUCAAGAUUUAUUACUACCACAGGGGGGCAUGGCCAUUCACCGAGGUCUUCUGCCGAAUUUGUACCGCCGCGUUCUAUGUCAACCUGUACGGUGGAGCUUUCUUCAUGGCGUUCAUCAGCAUCGAUCGCUUCCUCGCCAUUGUUCACCCGAUCUCUUCGCGCUCAGCGCGCCGGCCCCGGCACGCGAAGUUUGCCUCCUUCGCUGUGUGGGUCUUCACCGUCGGGGCGAGUUCGAGCCUGCUCGUCAGACCUCUCACCGAUUCGGAGGAGCCGAAAUGCUUCGAAAGCUUCUCCAAGCGUUCGUGGGAUUCCUUCCUGCUGUGGGUGAUCGUGGCCGCAGGGACAAUCUGCUUCACGUGCCUCGCCGUCAUCCUGUGCUGCUCGUGCGCCGUCCUCGCCGAGCUGCACAGGCCGCGGACGAUGCGCAACGACGCGUCCGACAAGCACAGGAUCAUGGCGAUGAUCGUCGUGAACGUCUCUCUGUUCGUGUUUUGCUUUGUGCCGUUCCACGCGGUGCUGCCCCUAUACAGGGCCAUGCGUCUGGGUCACGUGCCCAGCUGCGCCGCCGAGUGCGCGAUCCGAGUGGCGGACAUCGUCUCGCAUUGCCUCGUGAGCACCAAUUGCUGCUUUGACCCCGUGAUGUAUUACUUCACGGCGAAGACAUUUCGGGAAACGUUGUCGAAAAACAAAAUCUCACUCUCCCGGAGCUCGAGUCACCGGCAAGCUUCCAUUUUACUGUCUAGUGUCGACAAUCCUUCCUCGGGGUGAAGGGAAAUCCAACGACAUUUAAUCCACGCCACUUCAUGUAUGCUUCAGCUUCGUGUACACAAGUCACCGUUGUCCGAUUGUGGACAUGCAGCCCACGUAGUAAACCCACAGAGACCCACAGUGACCACUUAGAGACCUCUAGAGAUGCAUUUAGACACGCAUCGACUCAUAGAGAUGCAUAUAGACACGUAGCGAUUCGUUGAAGACAACGCCACAGUGCCGCUAUGGCUAUGCAACCCAAACCAUGGCCCAUACGAUAAAGUGCCAUCGUCCGUAUUCCUUUAACGGAGGAGGAACAGCAAACUCCAGGUGAUC